This is a messenger RNA of Seminavis robusta, 465 nucleotides long. NCBI's taxonomy places the organism in Eukaryota, Bacillariophyta, Bacillariophyceae, Naviculales, Naviculaceae. The record is from the annotation of a GenBank genome assembly.
AUGAAGGUAUGUGUAGAUGGUUCCUUGCUUGGAAUGGAUGAUGGGACUGAAGAAGGAAGAGAUGAAGGUAUUUUAGAUGGUACCUUGCUUGGAAUGGAUGAUGGGACUGAAGAAGGAAGAGAUGAAGGUAUUUUAGAUGGUUCCUUGCUUGGAAUGGAUGAUGGGACUGAAGAAGGAAUUGAUGAAGGUAUUUUAGAUGGUUCCUUGCUUGGAAUGGAUGAUGGGACUGAAGAAGGAAGAGAUGAAGGAAUUUUAGAUGGUUCCUUGCUUGGAAUGGAUGAUGGCACUGAAGAAGGAAGAGACGAAGGUAUUGUAGAUGGGAUGUUGCUUGGAUGGGAUGAUGUGGCUAUAGAAGGAAGUGCCAUGCUAGAUGGGAUGGAACUUGGAUUGGAUGAUGUCUCUAUGGAAGGAAGUAAUGAAGGAGUCCCAGAUGGGAUCGUGCUUGGAUUGGAUGAUUGGCACUGA